UAGAAUAAGAUGCAAUGGGCUUAAAUUGCAGCAAGGGCAGUUUAGGUUGGGCAUUAGGAAUAAAUUGCUCAGGGAUAUUGUGGAAUCUGUCAUUGUCAGUUUUAAGAGCAGUUUAGACAAACACGUGUGAGGGAUGGUCUAGAUAAUACUUAGCCCUGCUUUGAGUGCGGGGGACUGGACUAGAAGACCUCUCAAUGUCCCUUUCAGUCCUACGGUUCUGUAUUUUAUUAAUUGUGAAUAUGCCUUACGUCCCUCUUCCAGCAGCUGAAGAGACAUUUUGGAAUGAAAAUUUCUCAUCCCUCUACAUUCUAUAUAUUUCUCUUUAAAGAAAAAUCUAAACAGUAAAUUUCUACUUUUUAAAAAUGUAAAUCGUUUAUGUAGGAAGACUACAGCAAGAUUGAUUAGGUUAGGGAAGUAGCAGAAGUUCCACUGCUUGAGAAAUUGAAAACUAUAUUGUAUAAUGCAUCAGUAAAUAUACUGUAAAAACCAAUCCUGAACAGGCAGGAAGAUGCACUGGAUGACCAAAUACAUUUUUCCAUUUUGAAAUUCUUUAAAAAUAUUGAAAAUGCAAAAUUGUAUGAAAAUAUUGAAAGAAAACAUUCAAUUAUUAUAAAAAUUUGCUCAUUUUUACUCUCAAUGGAUAUAGAAAGUUAGCAACAGAUUCAGAUUGGAGGCUUUCUUUAGAAAUUUUUGGUAAAGGAAAAGGUUUGUAUAGAAUUAAUUUUUGCCAUUUUAUAGAAAGCCAGUAUGUGAUGCACAAAGAAAAAGCAUUACAUUUUUUCUCAUGCUUUUAAUCGUGUGGGUUUUUCUGUUUGUUUGUUUUUCAAAGCAGAUGCAGAACACAAGGAGCGAUGCCAGAAAAAUUAGCUUGAUUCCUUCAGAUUUUUAUAUGACAAGUUUGUAAGAUUUUCUACAUUGCUUUCUCAUUCUUUAAGGUGAAGAAGAUUCUGCUAUCAAGAAAACUUGCUUGUUAUGCAAAAUAAGAUACCUGUCUCUUCCAUAAUUGACAGUCGUCAAAAUCAGAGAUGGAAAUGGUAUGACACAGGCUUUGAAUCAUUUGACUUUGAAGGUCUUCAUGGUUUUCUGAGUACUUGGAACAGAAUUCGGACACCUGGGUCUGUGCAGCCCAAUGUUAUAAUGCCAUCCUUGCCUAAUGAAGGAGAUAACCAAGGAACCUCUUGUCUGACCUUGAGUUCAGAACUGCCUUACCAAAGCACGAUUAAAAGAAAAGUCAGAAAGAAGAAAAAGAAUGGAAUCAUCACUGCAAACGUUGCUGGCACAAAAUAUGAAAUUGUUCGUUUAGUAAUAGAUGAGCUGGGGUUUUUGAAGACAAGAGAUGAAGAUGAGACUGCUAAUCUCAUCUGGAGUGAUUCUGCUGUGCAACAAGACAAGAUUGCUGAGCUCCGAAACUACCAGAGAAUCAACCAUUUUCCAGGAAUGGGAGAGAUCUGUAGGAAGGAUUUCUUAGCAAGAAACAUGACCAAAAUGAUCAAGUCUCAGCCUCAGGAGUAUAGUUUUAUUCCUCGAACAUGGAUCUUCCCUGCAGAAUAUAUGCAAUUUCAGAACUAUGUAAAGGAACUGAAGAAGAAGCGAAGACAGAAAACUUUUAUAGUCAAACCAGCUAAUGGUGCAAUGGGGCAUGGAAUCUCUCUGAUAAGAAAUGGAGAAAAACUACAAGCUCAGGAUCACUUGAUUGUUCAGGAAUAUCUUGACAAACCAUUUCUUAUGGAAGGUUACAAGUUUGAUUUACGAGUGUAUAUUCUGGUAACAUCCUGUGAUCCAUUAAAAAUAUUUUUAUAUCAUGAUGGACUUGUGAGAAUGGGCACAGAGAAGUACCAUCCUCCCAGUGACUCUAAUUUGAGCCAGUUGUAUAUGCAUCUAACCAACUACUCUGUGAAUAAACAUAAUGAGCACUUUGAACGGGAUGAAACAGAAGAUAAAGGCAGUAAACGGUCCAUAAAAUGGUUUACUGAGUUUCUACAAACAAAUCAUCUUGAUGUUUCCAAAUUCUGGAGUGAUAUUUCAGAACUAGUGGUGAAGACUCUCAUAGUAGCAGAGCCACAUGUCCUUCAUGCUUAUCGUAUGUGCAGACCAGGCCAAGCUCCCGGAAGUGACAGCGUCUGCUUUGAAGUACUGGGAUUUGAUAUUCUGCUGGACAGAAAACUAAAACCCUGGCUCCUGGAGAUUAAUCGAGCCCCGAGCUUCGGAACUGACCAAAAAAUAGACUAUGAUGUAAAAAAAGGUGUUCUACUAAAUGCACUAAAGCUUCUCAACAUAAGGACAAGUGAUAAAAGGAGAAACUUAGCCCAACAAAAAGCUGAGGCUCAAAAGAGACUUUAUGGUCAUGGCUCAAUGAAAAGACUGUCACCAGGAUCCUCUGACUGGGAAAAACAGCGCCACACGCUAGAGAGGAGAAGAGAAGAACUGAAAGAAAGACUUGCGCAAGUUCGUAAACAGAUUUCCAAAGAAGAGCAUGAAAACAGACAUAUGGGGAACUACAGGCGAAUUUACCCUCCUGAUAAUAAGCUGCUACUUGAAAAAUAUGAGAGUUUGUUAGCCAUUGCUUUCCAGACGUUCCUUGCAGGGAGAGCAGCUUCACUUCAGCGGGAGUUGAAUAACCCUUUGAAAAGAAUGAAGGAGGAAGACAUUUUGGAUCUUCUGGAGCAAUGUGAACUGGAUGAUGAAAAACUGAUGGGAAAAUCCACCAGGCAACGAGGACCCAAGCCCCUGUCUUCUAUGCCAGAAAGUUCACAGACUUUAAAAAAACAGAGGAACUACAGUAGUGAGAGUAGCUGUGACAGCAGCAGCAACACAUCAGAAUGGGAAGAGGAAACUGAAAAGGAAGAUCACAAUGAGAAAAAAGAGAUGAAAGUGUCAUAUGAGCUUGAAGAAAACAAGUAUAAAUUAUUAGAGCGAUCCAGUCCUAUAAGGCGUUCUGUAAGCUGUCCUCGUUCAAUAUCAAUCUUCGCCAUGCAGUCACAAGCCGCUGAGCAGCGUCCCUUUUCAGCCAAACCUGCAGUGCAAAUGCCACGUCCAUCGUCAAUGAAUAGGUCCCAUUCUUUAAAUCGUAAUUCAUCUUCAGUCAGAAUUUGUAAUACUGCCAGUCUGGGCACAGUGCACUCUUCAGGGAGAACAAAAGAGCAAGAAGAGGCAUUGACAAGAGAGACACUGUUCAUUUUCAAUGAUAUGAGGAUCAAGUUCCCAGGAAAAACAGAUGAAGAGGCAGAAUUAAUUAUAGAAAAUAUUAUGGAUAAUUGGAAAUACCAUAAAACAAAUGUGGCUUCAUACUGGCUGAUAAAACUGGACUCUGUUAAGCAACGAAAAGUUUUGGACAUAGUGAGGACAAGUGUUCGUGCUGUUCUGCAGCGUGUCUGGAAGGUUUCUGACGUUGAAUGUUUACAUUUAUACCGUAUUUUUAACCGUGUGUUUAAUCGCUUACUCUGGAGCCAUGGUCAAGGCUUGUGGAACUGUUUCUGUAAUUCAGGAAGUUCUUGGGAGACCAUAUUCAGUAAAAGGACAGAGCUGGUGACUCCUGAACAACUCCAGUGUUGUCAACGAAUAGUACAGCUUUGUAAACACUGCCUGCUGGUGGCUUACAAAUAUUCAGCAGAUUCAAGAGGAUCUCUUACUGGAAUUAGCCCUGACUGGGAUGAUACAAGGUAUUUGCUACCAGGACCUUCACAGCUCAUCAUGAAAACAUCCUUCAACUUUAUCUGCACUUCAUCCGGAAUGCCUCACUCUAACAUUUUGUUUACACGCAGGUAUAGCCACUUGUGAAACAAAGGGAAGGGUGCCAUGCUUGAUAAAUAGUGGCAUUCUGUUUUUCCACUUUAAAUCUGUGAGGGAGCUGAAUAUAAGCCCUGUUAUAUAUUUGUCACAGUACAUAAAAUAAAAUUUUAGCUAAAAUCCUACUGUAAAAGCAUAGACUUUCUGGAAAUGUAAUAAACCUUGUUAAGUUGUUUACACAAAUAUGUGAAUGUCUAGAUCUUGCUAGGUUUAUAAGUAAUUCCCUCCUACUAGAAAUGUUGUUUUUGCUGCAAUAUAUAAAAUGGAAUUAAUCUUGGAGAUCCUAUUACAGUGUUAAAUUCAGGUACAAUAUCUUUUAACUUGAAAUAUAUUUAUUGUAAAUCAUGCUGUUUAUUCUUUCCUAGAUGAUAAAAAGCCUGUUGUAGAACAGUAAUAGUAAUUAAAUAUAAGUAGUCUGAUCAUUUCUAUAGCACAUUUUAAAAUAUUAUAAGCAAGAUCUAAUAUACAGACAUAUUUGUAUUUCUCCUAUGAAAUUACAAAGUAUGUGUAAUAAUGUUGUUUUUCAGUAAGGACAUAAAGUAUCUUUUAGUCUAAAUGAAGACAAUCCAGAGGGUAAAUAUUCAAAUAUACCAGUUCUGGCAAAUAGCUUCUAGUUGGAUCCUUGUAAUAAAACAGAAGGUAACGGUUACUGUCAGAUCUUCCUUCAACCUUCUUGUGUCUUGUGCCUUUCAGUUUCAUUUGGGAUCAAGUAGUAACCUACAGCUCAUAAAAAAGCUAUGCAUAUUUUCUUCUGUUCUGCUGCACAAGUGAUGAAGCAGACAUUUUUCAGAAUUACUGCAGUGCCACAGUAUCCUCUUUAAAUUUUAAAAUAGUACUGUUUGGUUUGGUUUUCACUGUAGGGUGCAUUAUAUAUUGUAGAAUGUAUACUCUAAUGGACAGUAUUUUCUAGACUUGCUGAAAUCCUAAGAAAAUGGUUGAAGAUACAGUUAAUUAGAUUUCUGUUACUCAAAUUCAGCUUUGCAGACCUGGCUGAGUGACACAAUAAGAGUUUGAUAUCGCCAUGUGCCAGAUCCUGAAGGCAGAGGUGAUCUGAAGUGUGAUCUAGAAACAUAAUUUUAAGAGUCUCUCAAUAUCCACGUUUGUCCCAUUAAUCCCUGUACAUCAGAGGUCCCCAAACUGUGGGGCUUGCUUCCCGAGGGUGGGGCACCAAGGAACGUUCAGAGGGGUGUGUGGCAGGCUGGGCCAGCUCCCACAGGGGGUCGAGAGGGAGGAUCACUGAGCCCCGUGCACAACUGUGCUCCAGCCACAGCUCCAGUUCCUGUCUACAGCCUUGGCACGGCUCCGCAUCUGGUUGCGGGCUUGGCUUCGAGCCCCCACUGUGGCCUGGCUAUUGCCCCGCUCCCAGUCCUGCCCCGACCUUGGCCCCUGGCUGCAUCUUCAGGCCCAGACCCAUCCCCCACGCAUCCUCGGCCCCAUACCCCUGUCAGUGUCCCCCUCCCUUAGCUGUGGCUCUGCUCCUGGCCAUGGUUCCAGGGGGGUGCAGACAGAGAGAAGGGGGCACGAUCCACAAAAGUUUGGGGACCACUGCUGUACAUGUACAUCCUAAGAAGUAAUUUAAAAAAAUUAAUCCAGUUUGUAACCAAUUAACUGCCUUGUUCCUGUUUGGUGUCAAAUUCCGGUUCACUCACUGGUGAAAGUGGUUUUACAAAUUUCUCUUGUAGUUGUUUUCCAGAAACAAUGCAAUAAAUAGGGUGGUAGCCUAAGGGCCCUUCUGCCAGAGCAUUACAUGCCUUUUCCUACUCACCGACUGGGGACAUUAAUAUUUCUCUGGGAUGGAUUUUUGAAACCUUGGCCAGAGCCUACCAAAUAGGGAAUUUUGACACCUAUGCUUUUGCCUGUCCAAGUUCCAUACCUGUAGGAUGACCAUUCAUAAUAGCAUGACUGUUCUCUAGAUACGUUUUUAAAAUGUACUAUGCUUUUAAAAUUUAACUCCGAGGCUGAUCAGAUUCAGGCAGUCUGCUAGAAUUUCUUCCUCUUCCAUGUUAAUGCUGGUUUACUCACCCAGCAUGCUACCAUCAGUCCACUUGACGUAUCGCUGUGGGCUAUACAGUGAUGGCAGCUGAUAAUGCAAAUUACAUGUGAUUACCUAUAAAACCUAACAAAAUCUGUAAAUCUGUCCCUCCAGGGAGUGCUAAUGUACAGUGGUCUCCACAGUAUUCUGCUUUUGGCCAUGGGGAAGAUUUUGAUCAGUGUCCAAAGGUGCUGAGCAAGGAGACUGGGCUAAUUCUGCCAGCAGUAGAAUUUUUAAAAGUAGGGCAUUAAGUACAGAUACGCAAACUAGGUAGAACUAGGGAGAUCAAGGAUAUGUGUACACAAAAGUAUCAAGUGAUUGGUUUAAGUUUUCAAAAAUGGUUUUAGUUUCUAGCAGAUGUUGUUUCAUGGUGUUCUUAUUUCUGAUGAGCCAUGCUGGAGUGGUUUUAAUAGUUAUUAAAUCAAUAUUUCAAUAUAAUAAUCCUAAAUGCUUUUAAUCUCUUCCACGUGUAUGGGCUGUCUACUGUAUAGUUAAAGGGGACUGUGUCAGGGGACAGUUACAAUCAGGUUCUAUAGGAUAGUAUAAACCAACUCACCAGCCAGUGUAUCAGAUAACAGGUUUCAGAGUAGCAGCCGUGUUAGUCGGUAUCCGCAAAAAGAACAGAAGUACCUGUGCCACGUUCGAGACUAACAAAUUUAUUUCAGUGUAUCAAAUAAAGGUCCCAACAGCAGCAAAAUUUCAGUUCCUUUCUUCAAGGGUAGGGUUACAAGUCAAAACCAGGACCGUCUAACUUAAAUCAAACCAGUAAACCACAUCGUGCUGCUUAGCUCAUUCAAAGUCCUUUCCCUUCACCCAGGGCCUCUUGCAGAUCUCUCUGUAACUGAGCUGCUUUCUGAUCGUUUAUCUGAGGAGGAGGUAAUCUGCAGGCUAUCACCUGAUUCCUGACCUCAAACCCAUCCCCUGAUAGGCGGCUAAUUAAUCAUAGGUGGAGCUAAGCCUAUCCCUCUUAAAAGGCCAUCCCAACCUGUGAGCAGGACCACAACUAUAUUUCCAAAUUGUAUUAGAGUCUUAGACAUGUUUUAACCAAAAGAGGGGGCGACAUGGUUUUAAUUGCACUAGAGAUAGGCCAUACAUGUACAACGAAUGACUAAAAUAAGACUAGUUGUAUAUAACUUAUAAUAAGUUAUCACAAAGAAAAUGCCAAAUUAUUAUAUAAAAAUAAGAUUUUGCGUAGCUUUAGCACAUGAAUGCUAUAUAUUUUAGAUUAAUACAAUAUUUCCAAGCCUGUGGGGUAGACCUCCACUAUAGUCCUUAGGGAGGCUUAGGAAGGGAAUCAUUGGAGGCAGGGAAAACUGCAUUAGCCUGGAUCUAUUCUAACCAGCAUUGAAACUCUAAGCAGAUAAUGAACAGCAACAGCCCACAUUUUCCUUCUAAGUAAAAGUGCUCAUUUUUCUCAGCCCACUGUGUAAGAGGGUUCUUAGGAUAAGAUACGCUAGUCACCACAAAUAAACUGCAGAUUUCAUAUUUUGAAAGUCCUGGAGACAACCACCCUGCUAAAACAAUAUUAGUCCCUUGUUGAGGGACAGACUAAGCCUUUUGCUUUAGUAACUUUACAAUCUUGAAAAACUGCUGAUAUUUAGACAAAAGAACACAUUUUAAAAGAGACUUUUGAUUAUCAUUAAAUCAUUAUUAAAGUGCAUUUCCCAACAGUCCUGAUUUUUUUUGCUUUGUCCCCUGACAGCUGGGACUGUAGUAUUCUGUUCCAGCCACUCGUCAUCUUAUCUUGCCACUGCUGUCUCUCUGUUCGGAAGGGAGUGUAGAAAGAGAGAACUUCUCAUCACAUACACACCUUGCCUUCAGGAGCAGAGGCAACUUCAGGCCCUGCAUCCUAGGAAUUGGGAAUGGGAAAGAAGUGUGGGCAUCAUUGGGAGUAGAUGAAUCCAGGGGCAGGAAGUGCAGUAUGUGAGAGAGGGACAUGAGAGAAGAGGAAAAGGGAGAGAGGGAGGAAUUAAAGCUGGAGUGCGGAACAAACCUGCUAGCUGCACCCUCAUGAUACCAGAAGCAAAGUAGCACACCUACUGACCAGCACCAUGGUUAGGGAUGACUGUGUGAAUCUGAUGGAUCCGUCUAGGUUCAGAGAAGCAUCCAGGCUUCAGGACGGUGUUUCCUCACUUCUUCAGUCAGGGUACUUUACACGGCUGUGUCUGUGCUUUUGUACAGGUCUGUAGCUUACACUGUGAAAAAAUAUUAUUGCAACUACUGAUGCUACAUCCCAGCACAGUGUGUGGGGCAGAAAAUGUAGGAUUUGCACAGAUGCUCAGCGACCCAGUGCCGUGCCACCCAUUGGAAAACAUAACUCAUAACCAUAGUCUCCUCCCACCCCGCCAAAACCUAGCCCAUUAUGUGGAUUUUUGGACUGAUAGAAGAGCAGAUGUUUAAAAAGUCUGAAACUGUCUGCUUAUUCUCUUUCUCUCCUGUUCCUCCUCCCUCAGACCCUUAGUUUACCAGAAAGCAGACACAAUCCUCAGGGAUCUGGAGGCUUGUAGCUGUCAGAUACCUGGGGGCUGACUCUGCACAUGUGUUUGGCUCCCAUUCUAGACUAUCACAGUUACAUGUGCUCUCUGGCAUAUUUGGAGAAUUGUUCCUCUGAGUAGCUUCCAAAUAUUGAAACCAAUUUAGAAACUGGUUUGCUGUCUCUCAUAUUGUGUGCUAGUGUAAAAAUGACUAUAUUUUAAGGCGGGAUUGACACCUCUAGGACCACACUGAGAAAUACCAAUUACAAAAACUUAAGAAGAUUUCACACUUUAUUUGUGAUGACAAGCACUUCUUACCGUGUGAACAUUUAGCCCGAUGAUACUUGCUCUUACAACCUUUACUGGGAGAAAAUUUCCAUUGAUGUCUGUAGGUGUUUUGUCUGUAUGGAUUGUAGAAUUGGCUUCCAGGAGUGAGCAAAACAGGUGCUGUUUUCCUUAAUGGAAAAGCUACUGGUGCCAAUAUGUUAAUAGUUUGAGUGUUCUAAAUAAAGCACUAGGCCCAGUAAUUUUCCUUCCUAAAGAAAGUGCAAUAUAAAACUGCUUCUGCAAUUCUUGGUCACAAGCUCAGGAGUCCAAAUACAAAGGCAGAACAGUAUAGAAGACACUGUAUUUUGAAGCAUUACUUUUCCUAGGUAAUGUAAGAAAAGAACCUGAUGAUCAUACCCACUUGGUGGACUUUGGUCUUCAGGGUAAAGUGCUGUUUGGAAAUGAAUUUCUUCUCUUCAUGAUAGAAAAAUCAGUCUAUGCUAUGGAAGUUACUUUUCUGUGUAGGAAGAUGUACGGCUAAAAUCUGAUGUGUAAGUCAGACUGAAUGAUUUCUUAGGACAAGAACUUCUAGGAGUUUUUGUUUUUGAAUAAUAAGGUAAAGAUUGGGUUUACAUGUUAUCUCUCUUUCCAUAUCUUCUACAUGUAAAGACUGAACUGUAUUGGAGUUACAUAACAACUAAUUUAGGCCAUGGCUACACUAGAGAGUUGCAGCGCUGGUGAGGGGGUUACAGCGCUGCAACUUAGG
Gopherus evgoodei (Goodes thornscrub tortoise) is the source of this 9325-nucleotide messenger RNA. RefSeq names its product tubulin tyrosine ligase like 7 (gene TTLL7). Bases 973 to 3777 code for a protein of 934 amino acids. Gene Ontology annotation, cellular component: cilium. Gene Ontology annotation, biological process: microtubule cytoskeleton organization; protein polyglutamylation. Gene Ontology annotation, molecular function: tubulin-glutamic acid ligase activity; tubulin binding. Lineage: Eukaryota; Metazoa; Chordata; Testudines; Testudinidae. The record is from RefSeq and is a predicted model, not a curated record. The transcript is spliced from 21 exons.